GCUUCAAAAUGGAUUCCAAUAAGCAUUUCCUUAUAUUCUACUCCCUUUUUCAAGUUUCAAUUUUCAAACCUGAAACUCAUCUCUUGGGAUUUUGGGAGAAACUAAAAUGAUCAUCCAGGGAGAUGAAAGAACUUUCAUAACAACCAAGGAACAAGCAAGUGAAAAUGAAGAUCCUGAAGAGUGGUUAAAGCUGAAUCUGAGCUUAGGAGGCUCAACUUCUCCAGUCUCUGCAGCAGGAGACCCAGAUUCUCAAUCAUCAAGAGCAGCAGCUACUAAAGUUUUCUCCUGCAACUUCUGCAUGAGGAAGUUCUUUAGUUCACAAGCAUUAGGGGGUCAUCAGAACGCACACAAAAGGGAAAGAGGAGCAGUAAGAAGAUACCAGUCUCAGAAGUUGAUGAUGACGAUGAGAUCUUCCAUCAACUCACCAUUUCAUCGAACGCUUGGUGUGCAGCCCCAUUCACUUGUACACAAGACUUCAUCAAGCCGGGGUGGAACUCCAAUAAUGGCAUCGAGCUUUCAAGAACUUGCAAUGGCAUGGGCCUCACCUUUCAUGGGGGAGGAUCAAAAGGAUCUGGUGUGGCCAGGAAGCUUUCGCAUGGAUCCACCAGAGCAAGCCGAGGCGCCACAAGAAUCGCUCAAGCUUGAUUUAGACCUGAGACUCUGAGUUUUUCAGGCUGAAAAGGUUGGCUCGUGAAUUUAAGCUCGAAAGCUGAAACAAACACAAGCAGGAGACCCAUGACGAGGAAGAAAUAUGAUGGUUCUACGUAGGUGAUGCUAUGACAUUAAUACAGACUUUGUACUGGCUUUUUUUUUUUUUUUUGACCAAAACUUUGUACUUAUUAUUCACCUUAUAACUCCAAACUUGAAAAUCCAAUUUUCUCUAAUUCAGCCAACACCACAU
Messenger RNA from Prosopis cineraria, 901 nucleotides. Its product is annotated as zinc finger protein 4-like. The transcript has a single exon. The record is from RefSeq and is a predicted model, not a curated record. Bases 107 to 664 code for a protein of 185 amino acids. NCBI's taxonomy places the organism in Eukaryota, Viridiplantae, Streptophyta, Magnoliopsida, Fabales, Fabaceae.